Molecule: messenger RNA, 1173 nt
Organism: Penicillium odoratum
Lineage: Eukaryota; Fungi; Ascomycota; Eurotiomycetes; Eurotiales; Aspergillaceae
Exons: 5
Coding region: 1-1173 (390 amino acids)
Source: RefSeq, a predicted model, not a curated record
AUGACGUCUGCCUUGAGUCACUUAAGUUCGCUGGAUCCCGCUGAGCUGGCUCACAUCCCCGCAGGAACCCCACCAGCAGGCCAAGAGUCGAAUCUUGUUGACCCGAAAUCAGAGGGUUACCUUUUCCUGGUAGUCGGCAGUUUGGUUAUGGGUAUCAUGUAUAUCACUGUUGGCAUGAGUCUUUAUGUCAAGAUUAAGAUCCGGAAACGGAUGGCUCCUGACGAUUGGACCAGACUAAUAUCCACGCUUGGAGCUACCUUCUAUUUUAUCACCUGUCUAUUUGCGAUUGUCAAGGCCAGGUUUGGCACACACAUGUGGGAUCUGUCGGUCGCCCAUAUUUUGAGUGAUCCUUUCAUCAUUACCGCUUACUUCUCGAAUUGGCAAACAGCCCUCGUGUGGCCAGUUGUCAAGACCACUUUCUUCCUCAUCUACCUCGACAUGUUCCGAACAGUUCUAUGGCAACGUUACGCCAUUUACUUCGGACUAUUCGUUAACUGGGCUUUCUACAUAUCCGUCUUCAUCGCCACCCUAUACUAUAUCAGUCCGGCACCGGGCCAGUCGUGGCAGGCCUCAUUUGUGUCAAACCGGUACAACGAGUCUCUACACAUCUCGAUUCCUAUAGCUGUAGGAAGUCUCAUCCUUGAUAUAUACCUUCUGCUACUGCCAAUGGCACCUAUCUGGAAUCUACAGCUGAAAAUGAGCAAAAAGCUCGGAGUGAUGGCCGUAUUCGCGACAGGAGUGGUUGCUUGCGUUGCGUCCUCGCUAAGUAUCUACUUCAAGACCGUGUUGAACUCGCAUGAGUCCGACUUCAGUUACUACAGCCUCAAGGUCUUCAUCAUGGCGAUUGUGGAGAUGUGCGUGGGAAUCACUGCUAGCUCCAUGCCAUCAAUGGCUCUAUUCUUCCGCCACCAUGGCCCACAUAUAACACGCUUCUUUUCCCGCCUUACCCGCUCGUCCGCAGCCUCAUACCACAGACGCUCGAAGACUUCAGAUGGUCACUCCCUCGAAAUGCAGGUUUCCGACCGGUGGCCAUUGAAGAAUGUCGCCCCAUCAAACAAGAAUCGAUACAAUGGCGUGAAGGAGUUGGAAGAUGAUGACAGCGAUGGUGGCGAUUCCGGUGCUGUUGGAAACUAUCCUCAUGUGGAGACGAGGAGCCCAGAAGCACAGGUUUAA